UAGACUCAUUGUUUGUUGUGCAGCUGAGCACCUUCUUACUACCAGAUAUAAUCUUAGAUGACAUUUUGCAAGAUACCUGUUUUAAAAUUGACAUUCUACUGGCACCUGAACUCGCUGUGUCAUCUAUCAUCCACUGCUCUGUGAUGCCGUUUUGUUUCUCGUGGCCUGUGAUGCCGUUGCCGCCAUUCUGUGUCCUGUCCUGGCCUUUCUCCUAAGCGAGUCAGUGCUGUAUGUGAUAAACAGGCGCCAUUUUCUUCAACAGCCAGGAAGUAACAGGACGGAGAUUGUGGGAUAAUGUUGAACAUAUUUGACAAAGAAAGAGAUAUGAUCUGACCGACUUGUAGGUAUAUGGAGCAAGUGUUUAUGUUACUGUGAUCUCCAAGCUGCAGCACCAGAAGUGAACAUAAAGUUUAACAAUCGCUGACAGAAAUAUUACAGGAUCUACUGUCGGAAUGGAAGCCAUGUUAGGGCAGUCUAGACGAGGUGUAAAUCCAAGAUCAGGACAGGUGACAGUACAGACACAACCUCCAUUAGCUGAACAGGAAACAAAUACAACAUCAGCUCCACAUUCUCCUGUUUUCUUAGACAAGGCAGAAUGUGUGCGUUCCUUCAGUGCUAAACUGGAAGAUGAUAGAAUACCUGUCAUAUCUGGGUUAGCCAUAGAUAAGGAACACAUGUUUGUUGUGGAUAGAAGAAACUUCAGAACAAAAGUAUUCACACAUGAAGGACAAUUUAAGUUUGACAUUAAAGUAAACGCACCAUGGGAUGUGGCUGUGUCACAGACUGGUCACCUGUAUAUAACAUCAUGGGGUGACAGAUGUGUCCAAGUGUACUCCACCAGAGGUCAGCAGGUGACAACCAUGGGUCAGGGUCUACUGGGGUCACCACGGGGUAUUACACUGAACAGACAAGGUCAUGUGAUGGUUUGUGACGGAAGAAAGAAGUCCAUCUUCACAUUCCAUGCAGACAGUGGGCAGCUUCUGAACACUAUUCCACUCAGUAUGUGUGAAUUCCCAGUGUACAUCACAGUGAACAGUGUGAAUGAUAACAUUGUGAUAACAGACUGGGGCAGUGACAUGCGGAGGUACUGUGUACAUGUGCUGUCACCUACUGGUGAUCAUCUGUACCAGUAUAACGGCAGCAGAGAAGGCAGUGAACUGUGGUAUCCACAUGGAGUGUGCACAGACAGCUAUGGUCACAUCUUCAUUGCUGACAGUGGUAAACAGAGGAUAGUGGCACUGAGUCCACAGGGACAGUUUAUCAGAUACAUUGUCACUUGGGAUGAUGGGUUGUUGUUUCCCAGUGCAGUAGUCAUCAACCCUGCUGGACAACUGGUGGUGGGAGAGAACAAGGGCAAUGUUAAGACAUUCCAGUACGUUGAACUGAAACAAGGUGAGUUUAAUGAACGGCUUCGCCGAUUGUGUGAAAGUGGUAAGAUUCCAGUAUACCGACAGCGAGUAGCUAUUGUAGGACCUUACGGUGUGGGGAAGACUUAUCUCGCCAAGCGCCUCAUCCAUGAGGAAUAUAUCAAAGAAGAAGAUGCAAAUACAACUGGCGUGAAUAUAUACCGCCAUAGGUUUGUUGUCCAUAAAGCUGGCCGAUCCUGUUGGAUCAGAGGAAAAGAUGAUCCAAAAGACCAGUUUGCACAAAACAUGGCAAUUGGAGUACAGAAUUCAGAUACGUUUUGUGAGCCGGACUUAACAGUAUUGGACCAAACGCCACUAGAGGAAUCCCUACCAGAUUCGGAAGAGAAUAUUAAUAAUAUGCUGACAAAUAGAGCCGCUCCCCCUGAUGACAGUGAAUCACCUGCCUCUCCUGACAAAGCAGCAGCCGCUCCCCCUGAUGACAGUGAAUCACCUGCCUCACCUGACAGAGCAGCAGUGGCAGAAAGGGACCAUCUAGAUGAUAUUGACAAGGAGCUAUUGGAAAAAAUCGAGAAAAUUGCCCGAGGAGAAGAUGUGGAGCCAGAGAAACAGGUCACAAUUUGGGAUUUUGCAGGACAGGAUGUCUACUACACCACGCACCAAACGUUCCUCUCAGAGCGGAUCAUCUACUUGUUGGUAUUCCGACUUGACCAGGACCUCGAUGAUAAAAUCCGUGUAUACAGGGGAGAGAAAACGUUGAAAGAGUUUAUUAUGUUUUGGUUAAACUCAAUCCAUAUGCACACUAUUGGAAAAUUGAGGGAAGAAGACAAAAAUGCCAUGCCAUACGUCUUGAUUAUUGGAACUCAUAAGGACAUGUUAUGCCCACAGGUGAAAACGCUUUUCUUAUCACAAUUAUUCAAUUACUACCAUACUUAUUCUAUGUAUAAUUUGUAUCCCUUCAACCAUAUCACAUUGCGAUUCCUGAUGAGUGACUUAAUUGUACCUCCAGCGUAG
This is a messenger RNA of Lingula anatina, 2378 nucleotides long. RefSeq lists its product as uncharacterized. Gene Ontology annotation, molecular function: cysteine-type endopeptidase activity. Gene Ontology annotation, biological process: proteolysis. The record is from RefSeq and is a predicted model, not a curated record. Lineage: Eukaryota; Metazoa; Brachiopoda; Lingulata; Lingulida; Lingulidae.